Rotaria sordida is the source of this 1941-nucleotide messenger RNA. NCBI's taxonomy places the organism in Eukaryota, Metazoa, Rotifera, Eurotatoria, Philodinida, Philodinidae. The record is from the annotation of a GenBank genome assembly.
AUGACAAAUAAAAGCAAUAGUAUGCCAACAUUAGUGGUUGUUGAACAAUAUAUGUCAAUAUAUGGACCAUUUAUUUUAACUGCACUUGGAAUAAUUGGUAAUACACUUUCAAUAUUAAUAUUUUUAUCACCACGAUAUCGUCGACAAUCAUCUCAUUUUUAUCUAUUAUCCCUUGCUUUAAGUGAUCUUUGUUUUCUUAUUAUAAAUCUUCUCGAAGAUACAUUUCGUAAUCAUAAUGAAUUAUAUAAAUCACGUAUAAAUUUUCUUGAUCGUAGUUCAUCUAUUAUUUGUAUACUUGCUCAAUACACAAGAAAUGUAACACGUUUAUUAUCAUCAUGGAUUAUUGUUUCGUUUACAAUUGAACGUCUUCUUGUUGUAUUUCAUCCAUUACAACGUGGUAUUAUAUGUCGUCGUAAAAUUGCACGUCUUGUUGUUAUUAUUCUUUUCAUAAUAACUCUUAUAUGUAAUAUUAAUGUUCCAUUUCAUUAUGGUAUCAUUAGUGUUGCCAGUCAUUUACCAAAGGACACGAUCUGUGAUAUAUUACCAGAUUAUCGUCGAAUCUAUAUGAGAUUUGCUAUAACGACAAUGAUUGCUGCAUAUUUGCUACCAAUGUGUAUAAUUGGUUUUGUUAAUAUGCUUAUUUGUUGUAAACUUUGGAAAAAUAGUUCAAUAGUAGAAAAAUCUGUAACGGGUAAAGUAACAGAAGAAAGACAUGAUGUAUAUCCUUCAUCUCAACGUUCAUCCGCUAUUGCAGACGUUUUAGCAUGCAUGCGUUUAUCAUCAAGAUCACCAUCAUCAUCAUCAUCCUUUGAAACAAACACGCUACCAUCAAGACGUUAUUCAUCACCAAAUCACUAUCAAUUAAAUAGAAAAUUAUUAAAGCAUAAUAAAAGACUAUCACAGGGUAAUGGUUACUUAGAUAUUGAAACAAUCCGAGAGCGAUCACGAUCACCAUCACGUUCUUUAUCAAAUUAUUCGACAAAUUUUCCUAAUCAAUCAAAAUCUUCUGUAAUUUCAGUAAAAGCUCAUAUUCAAUCACGAACACAUCGUGUAACGGCAACAUUGUUACUUGUAUCUUGUUCAUUUCUCUUAUUAAAUACUCCAUAUUGUGCAGUAUGGAUUGCUAAUUAUGUUCAUGAUUUUAAUAAUAUGACAUUAAAAUCAAUUAAAGAAAUAACUGAAUUAUUUAUGUUAACUAAUUUUUGUAUUAAUUUCCUGUUAUAUUGUGUUAGUGGAAAAGUUUUUCGUAGUGAACUUAUUUGUUUACUUCGUUGUCAUUGGAAAGAAUUAUAUGAUAGAAAUGAAUGUGAACGUAUGAUACAGAGAAAACAUCGUCAAAAUCUUGAAAUUCAAUUAAAUGAAAGAAAAUCAAAAUCACAAUAUUCUCCUCUUCAUCAAAAUAAUCAACAACGCCCUUUGACAAUAUCUUCAUCGGCAUAUUCCAAACAGAUGGCUAUCCCGAAAUGGGAAUGGAACAAAGUUGUUAAUACUGAUUUUUCAGGAAUAUUUACAAUUGAAAGUUUUCACAAUAGCAAAAAUGAUGUAAUUUAUGCUGAAGAUUCUUCUGAAUUUCCUGCUAAUUUAAGAGGAGCACCAAUGUUAAAAUAUCCAAAUGGUGUUAUGUUUUGGAGUGGAAUUUGCACGAGAGGCUUGAUACUUCACGAUGGUCCUAAUAAUUUUAUUCAAUGGUUACAAGAUCAAUAUCAAAAUGAUAAACAUAAAAGAAUGUACAUGACUGAGGAAUUGUAUGCUAGAUUUUUACGUGAAGAAGUUAUUCCAGCAAUUAAUGAAGUAGUGCGAAAUUUGGAUGGAAAUGAUGGAGAUACCAAAUUUGCAGAUGUAUGGCUUAUUGAAAAUAUUUGGGGAAUUAUGGAAGAAAAAACAAGAGGAAAAACAUUUGAAAAUCUUGAUGCAUUAGUUGAUUUUGUUAGUGUAGAAUAA